Messenger RNA from Paramisgurnus dabryanus, 3257 nucleotides. It is a transcript of the gene gcm2, whose product is annotated as glial cells missing transcription factor 2. Gene Ontology annotation, molecular function: DNA-binding transcription activator activity, RNA polymerase II-specific; RNA polymerase II cis-regulatory region sequence-specific DNA binding. NCBI's taxonomy places the organism in Eukaryota, Metazoa, Chordata, Actinopteri, Cypriniformes, Cobitidae. Gene Ontology annotation, cellular component: nucleus. Gene Ontology annotation, biological process: gliogenesis; regulation of transcription by RNA polymerase II. The record is from RefSeq and is a predicted model, not a curated record.
AUAUUUUGCUGACUACCCGUGAAAUACCACACCGUCGGGUUCAGUUUUGAAAGAGACUGACAUUUUCCCAUUAAAAGUGCAAACGUAAAGAUAAAAUCUGAGAUGCGUAAGGAAAAAUUAUUUACCAGAACUUUUACCUGACUGCCAUUACAGUUCUACUGUACUAUCUCUCUAUUGAAGCCAAAUAUCCAUUUUGCAGUUGUGUUGCGUUCUGAGGUGCAAGAAGGCACUUGCCGUAAGUAGAGGUAAAUCGUAUGCAUCACAUGUAAAGUGAAAGUACAGUGUUACGGGUAGUGUAUGUGUUAGCCCAACCUCCUUCUUUACAUAGACAUAGCUGCGUUUACCUGAGAUCAAAACCUGUGCGAAGCGCACCUGGACGGACUCACAGACACCUGAAUUUAGGAGUUUUACAGGAUACCGUUUUUAGAAGCAGGACGUGACUGGGAGAUUUAUGAUCUGAUUUAUGAAGUGAUCUACUCCCCGAGCUGAAUUUCGUGUCUUGAUUUUACUUUUAAUGGUUGCUAUGAUCCGGACCUGAUCCGUCACAUCAUGUCCAAAUCGACAGAUCAGUUUGACAGCUCAGAUUGCGUGUGUUCUUUCGGGAUGAAGUUGACCUGGGAUAUAAAUGACCCUAAACUACCACAGGACACGAAGCAGUAUGACGCGUUCCAAGAGUGGACGGAUGGAUAUGUGCGUUAUAUCUACAGUAGUGAAGAUAAGAAUGCGCAGAGACAUCUGAGCGGAUGGGCCAUGAGGAACACUAACAAUCACAACUGUCAGAUCCUAAAGAAGUCCUGUCUCGGUGUGGUGGUGUGUUCGCGGAACUGUUCUCUUCCAGAUGGUAGCAAACUUCAGCUGAGACCGGCCAUCUGUGACAAAGCACGACAGAAACAACAGAAAAAGCUUUGUCCAAACUGUAACUCAGCUCUGGAGUUGAUUCCAUGCCGAGGUCACAGUGGAUAUCCAGUUACUAACUUUUGGAGAGUAGACGGGAAGGCAAUUUUUUUCCAGGCUAAAGGAGUCCAUGACCACCCCAGACCAGAGAGUAAAUCUGAAACAGAGGCAAGAAGAAGCGCAGUGAAAAGAAGAAUGUCGUCACCUCAUUUCUCACAGAAAAGAAGACUGGUGGAGCCAGAGCCUGGGCGCUACCAUGACAUGGCUUUUCCAAAUAUCCACCAGCUCACUAUGGAGGGCCCAGAACGCUUCAGCAUUAUUGCAGAGUCCAACUUCCCAAUCCAGACCCAACACUACCCUCCAUUCCAGAACCCUGAGCCCUACAAAUUCUCUUACGAGACCCACCCUGCAGCGCCUAUGCCGGAUACCCCAAGUUCAAUACAGAAGCCUUCCAACCACCGUCUAUAUAUGACUCGCCCCCCUGGUUAUGAUUUUGCAGUCCCAGGGUACCUAGGCUCAGCCCCUUAUCCAACACCAUUGUACAAGGACCCUGCUAGCCCACAAACAGAAAUUGAACCUAGUAAAUCUGGGCCAAAUCUAAGUGGAGUGUCUCAUGGCACAAGUCCUUUAGGUAACCAUGAGCGAAGCUUUGCCGACACCAAUGGAAAACACCACGGUUGGAAGCAGAUUUUUAGUAAAGGUGCCUAUGGGGAGCGAGGUGACUACACCCAGCUGCCAACCAACGCUAAUCACCACUACUACAACAGCGACUACCCAUGUAGGUACACAGGACCGACCCCUGCUACCCCAGCAGCGCUGCAGACCAUUAUUACCACUACAACAAAAGUUUCCUAUCAGCCAUGCCCCAAGCCAUCUGUUGUCAAGUAUGGAGAGAACAUCUAUGACAUGAAAGGCAUUUCUAACUGUAACUCGCUUUUAGAAGAGGUCUCUCCAACCUCUUACUCUGACCUGAAGGUUCCUGAGGAUUCAGGAGUGAUAAAAUCUGCCCUGUCAUACCAGGACAAUAUCCCAUCUAAAAUUGAGAGGGCUGAAAACUUUGAGGGCUAUCGCUACAGCAGCUACAGCUCAAACAGUUACCCUGAACGUAUGUCACAUCCAUUCAGAUACGACAGCGGGGAUUACUAAUUGACUGCAAAGACAGACUGCUAAGCAAGGUACUGAAACACCCUGGCAAGAUGUUUCAGACUUUAUAUAAAGAAUGUGUUGUUAUUUAUAUUCAGUAUUUCAGCUGUUCAAAUGUCUUUAGACUUAAAAGUGAUUGAAUACUGGGUGGAGUUUGAUGUAAACCUUUGAUCAUAUUGAUGAAAAAUCAGUGUUGAGUACAUUUCCAAAAAAUGAGUAGUGUGUUUUAAAGUAAUUGAUUAAUAACUAGCUGUUGUCUAGUUACGAUUUCAAGAAACGAGUGUGUCAAAUAAGCAUUUAGAUAAGUUAGAUAACUGUUUUUUAUAGUUUUUGUUUUUGUUUUAUUAGUUUUUUUGAUGUUCAUUAAAAAUAAAUAAAAAUAAACAAAAGCAUGUGCUACAUUUAUUCUAGAAAAGAUAUUUUGUCAUCAAAUUUAAUAGGAGACUUUAUGAUCAUACUGCAGUCACAAAUCAAUAUUACAAAUGACAAAAUCCAAAUUUCUUAGUAGACAUGCAGGCCCCCAACAAUCAAAAAUACCUCUGUUUGUGUAGCAUGUCCUAAUAGGAAGUCUAAAUCAUGACAUAAAAGCAUAUAAUCAUGGGCUUUGUAACAAAGCUUUUAAGACAUCAGAGAAAAUGAGAGACACUUCUCAAGCCUACACAAGGAUUUUCUGCUGUCAGAAUGGAUCAAGGAUAAUCACAGAGAAUUAAUCAGCUGGUUUUUCAUCAUAUUGCUUGAGAUGUCCUGACAGGCUUCAGACCUCCAACAACUCAACUAGACAGACAGGACAAUAUACAAUGAAACAGACUGAUAAAAUAUCUGACAGCAUAAGAGUCAAGCAACAACAAAACGACCAACAGAAAUGCAAAAGAAAAUGUAAUAUGAUGGUAAAGAGAGGCAGUGUUUGAGGCGGCUGUAAUACCUGCUGCUGACAGAAUCUCUCCUCACAGCCACUUUGUAACAGACAAAAACAGGAAUGAACUAACACACACACACUUAAGAUUUUGUUCAGAUGUUCUGGUUAGCCCACACAAUUGACCUUUCCACCAGAAAUGGCUAUUUAGUCUGUUUAUUGUUUAAUUAAUUGAUGAGUGUUUGUCUGUUUAUUUGCAUUAUGAAAGAAAUAUGUAUAAAAAUGAACUUACACUAAAACAAUAUUCCUACUGUAAUGGUUCUUUGACCUGCAGUGACAUUUACCAACCUCCUUUUAAAUUUUCUGA